GAUCCAUCACGUGGGGGCGCUACACAUAGAGGCGGUAUUUUUGUAAAAUAAUGUUGAGGCUGGUUAUCAACUAAUUUACUUGAAUCAUGGAGGUAGAAUACUCCGCUUUUUCUUGAGAUUAGGAGUUCAACAAGGGACGGUACCAAAACUUACACAACCUACUUGAUGUGAUUUCUUUUGUCCUUGAGAUGAGUAAGAGGCGACGAGAAAAACAUGACAUCAACCUCACCAGGCCAGACCCAGGAUCAGCCAAAAAGAUGAAAAUCUCAUCACGCAGCUUAAGAAGGCGCAAAGCAGAACCCCAGACAGACAGCAACAUCAUAUCCACUGCUUACGUCAGCCCAGACUGUAGGUCCAAGAUCUACUCAGGGCGACGGAUGCUAAACAAUUCCCAUAGUGAAUCUGACACUGAAAUAAUCUGGGACGGCAACUCGCCCACAGCCCAUUUACAGCGGAGAAUCGGUCGCCAUGGGCGCAAUAAGGCAGGGGAUAUAUCCGAGAUGGUCCAGUGUGUCAACAGUCCCACAGGGAACACUGAUAAUGAUCCUGCAGACAUGCCUCUUCUCGGUUUAUGGAUGAGUCGUAGCCCUAGCCAUCCAGCAGUGGACCUCAGUGUUGUCAGAAAAACCCUAGGUCCAACCGACCAAGAAAGCUCUAAACCCAAGAUAACACGCAGGAAGACAUCGGGCAGGGUGUCCCUCCUCCAAGCAGAGCUAGAGAAAAUAGCCAACGCAAUCAACAAUAGUGUCUCCAAGGAUGCCAUGGGCGGACACAUGGAGGAGAACUCCACAAUUCCUGAAGGACAUCAGGAGCCUCUUUGUACUAAACAACUCCAACAAAAGGAGCCUGUGCAUACUGGACAACAACUCUCUCAGAAACAACUUGUGACCGAAAACGUCAGCAGGGAUAAACCAGCACCAAAUGAUGCCCAACAUGUCUCCCAUCAUCAAGCAAAUACAAGGCAGUUCAUCACUGACCAGUCUGACACUGGAACAUUGUCAAUCUCGCAGUUCAACAGUGGUCACUUAGUUUGUGAUCAGUCAAAUUCUGGUCGACCAGACGUUUCCAAGUCAAAGGUUACUCAAUCAGCCUCCAGUCAGUCAGACGGUAGCAGUUUGAUGACUGUUCAGUCCAGUGCUUGUCGAGUGCCCACUUCCCAGUCUAAGGUUGGUCAGUCAGUCAAUGGUCAGACAAAUGCCAACUCUUUGGUCACUGGUCAGUCCAACACUCAUCGAAUGCCUAUUGCUCAGUCGAAAGUUGUUCAGUCAUUGUCAGGUCAGCCACUUGUUCAGUGCAGUGUUUCUCAACCCAUUGCUUCCAAGUUAAAUUCAGGCUCUUUGCUUGCUGAUAAAUCCGGUACUUCCCAAUCAUCAACCUCUGUGUUCAACUCUGGUCAGUCAGUCACUGGUAAGACAAACGUGGGAUGUUUAGUCACUGGUCAGUCCAGCACUGGUCAAGCAUCUCUUUCCAAAGCCGAUAAUGGUCAAUUGGUCAUUGGUAAGUCAAAUACUCACCGUUUUGCCGCUGGUCAGUCUAGUACUUGCCAAAGAUCUACCUCACAGUCCCUCAGUGGUCAGUCAUUCUCUGGUAAGUCAAAUACUGGCUAUUUGGUGACUGGUCUGUCAAUUGGUCACAAAUCGUCAACCAAUACAGGUCAGUCAGUCAUUGUUGGUAAGUCCCAUGCCGGCCAUGUGCUUAGAGGUCUUUCUAGUACUGGCCAAAUCUGUACAUCUGUGGCCACCAUUGGACAGUCAGUUACCGUUACUUCAAAUGCUGGCACUGUUAUCACUAGUCAGUCAAUUGCUCAUUUAUCGUCAAUUUCUCACUUCAAUACAGAUCAGUUGGUCAAUGUUGGUAAGUCAAAUACUAGUUGUCUUGUCACUGGUCAGUGUAGGUCAGGUCAAACGUCCACAUUUCAGUCCAUUACUAGUCAAGCAGCCCCUGGUCAUUCAAAUGCUAGCCAUCUGGUCACUAAUCACUUAAGGUCAGGCCAAACAUCUAUACCUCAGGUCACCACUGGUCAGGCACUCACUGUUAAGGCAAAUUCUGGCUGUUCGAUUACUUGUCAGUCUAGCACUCAUCAGCCAUCCACAUCUCAGUUAAAACCUGGCCAUUUGACCAGUGACCAGUUAAAUGCUGGCCAUAUGGUCACUGGUCAGUACAAGACUCCUCAGUUGUCUUUGUCACACUCCAGUACUGGUUUUCAGAUCUAUUCAGGCCAUUUGAUGACUGGUCAGUCCAGUAAGGGUCAGUCAUCCACAACUCGGUCUACCGUUUGUAAAGCAGUCACUGUUAAGUCAAAUUCAGGUCAUUCAACUGCAGGUCGGGCCAACAUUGGACGCUCAUUUGUGUUUAAGUCCAAAACCAGCCAGUCACCCCCUGAACAGUCCAUCAACGUUUCCCAUCCCUCUAGCACCAGUCAAGCCAGCACAGGCCACUCGAACUUGGGCCAAGUCUCCUUUGGCCAGUCCAGCUCCAGCACCUCAUCCAGCAAUAGGCUGACAAGGAGUCAGUCAGUCAUGGGCCCGGCAUCAGCUGACUAUGACGACAGUGUGUGGAGUGGCUGUCUAGACGAUGAGACUUUGCUCGAGCAAUUGUCCCAGGCUGAGGCAUUGGAGAAGACCAAUACAACUGGACAGCAAUCCUCAACUGGAUCCUUCAAGCCAAACCCACCAGCCUGUAACAGCAACCAAGCCAGUAAAUUCAACCCUCAGACAGGCAGCACUAAUCAGCCCAAGCUAGUGACUGGCCUCACAAGGUCAGUGGUAGGUACCAUCAGUGCGUCCACAAACGGUACCCUGAAGAAGACAAACACUGAGCCUCUAAUCAAUCAAGAGUCGGCCGCAGACCCAUUUGACGGUAGUCUGACGGAUGACAUGUUGAUAUCACUGUGCACUGGGAUGGACUCACCUCAGCGACAACCGUCUUCUACCGCAGACACCAAAUCUGUUACUGCUACAAGAACCAUUUCAGCAUCUGUCAAGGUGGCCCCAAAAGAUCAUAAAUGGCAGCAAAGCACGUCAGGAUUGACACACUUAUUAUCACAUGACCCUCCAGUUUCAUCAAGGAGUCAUCUCAAACCCAUUGUUCCUCCUGCUCAAACUGGGAAUUGUCAGAAAGUCUGCAGCCAGACUGAAAUUGAAAAGAAGCGACAGCAGGCCAUGGCCCGGCGAAAGAAACAUGGAAAGAGCAGUGGACGCAUGGAGACAUUUAAAGGAGCUGGAGUGCACGGAUGCAUGCCACCUUCAAGGUGAGGUAAAGCAAAGGAUUGGAUGUGCUCCGAAGAGAGAUGGUCAAGGUCCUAUGUUAUUGAGCAAAGCAAGGGCACCUUCUGGACACUUAUGGGAUGCAUAAAAUUGUUGGCUUGUGUUGGAUCCUGGUCCUCUUUGCUGAGAAUUCCAGUGUUGUAGUCGAGACCUCUUAAGACCAUCACAAGACCGUCACAAGAACAUCAGAAGGCCGUCACAAGAAAAUCACAAGACCAUCACAAGACCAUCACAAGAACAUCACAAGACCGUCACAAGACUGUCACAAGACUGUCACAAGAACAUCACAAGACCGUCACAAGAACAUCACAAGGCCUCCAGUCUGACUUCAGAUCAGGAGCUAUUCCAAAUGAGAACUGUAAACGGAGCGAAGCUUUGUCACCCAGCCUGUUAUGUGCGACCGGUCUUCUGUGUGGUUUGGUGAGGGUCUUGACUACAACACUGAAGUGUUCAUCAGUGUUUGCACUUAGCUGAUUGGGAACUGAAUGUAUUCAGAAUUAGUACAUUCACUCUCCUGUAGACUCUCUGUACCAUGCACAGCACAGUGAGCACCAGUAUGAAAUGCAUUGUAUGUGAAAUGGAAAACUAUCAAAAGUUUACAUGUGCUUCCCAUCAAAAGUCUGUUCCUAAUGACGAGACUGCACUUUCUGUUAUACGUGUACAUUAAAUAACCAAUACGGUGGAGGAUGUGUUGUAUAAAUUUUGCCAUUGAAUCAGGUAAAAACAGUUGUUUAAACCACAUUGACUGUUAAAUAUCAAGUGUUGCUUGGCUUCAAGUUCCCAAAUUCAGUUGUUUUGUCUUUAUUUAUAUCUUCGGAGCUAUGGAGAAUGUGUCACUGGAGCAUAAAAUGAGACUUACUGGACUUGUGACAGUAAAUUAGCAUAACUACAUGUACAUUUAAUUUAUUAAGCAUGCAUUUUUGUUUGGUGUAGGUGUGUUCGAUAUUUUAGACAUGAGAAAAAAUGAUGCAAGUGAACUCCAGGAUAAUGAAGUUCUGCAGUUCAGUUCCAUUUAGACUUUAGGCUACUUUGCCUCAGAAAAUAGAGUAGCUAACUUAGCCUUUGAAAAUAAUUGGGUGGCUACUUUGCCUUAGAAAAUAAAUAAAAAAAAAUUGAA
Messenger RNA from Acanthaster planci (crown-of-thorns starfish), 4383 nucleotides. RefSeq lists its product as uncharacterized. NCBI's taxonomy places the organism in Eukaryota, Metazoa, Echinodermata, Asteroidea, Valvatida, Acanthasteridae. The record is from RefSeq and is a predicted model, not a curated record.